GGAGAGAGAGUGAUGCGGUGUCUUUAAGAGUAUUUUUAGGCUGAGAGUUGGUGAUGGCCAGUCGCGGGGAAAAUCAGAGUCAAUGGUGGCAGUACGGUGGCGGCCCAUGAACAUGCAUGAUGGGAUGCUAAUGUGCUCUGGAUUUAAUAGCUUGUUAAGGGGAUUCACGUACACAGCCUAACGGUAUCAAACACACUGGACUUGUGUUUAUGUAUUCAACCUUUGGUUGCUGGGACUUACCUUGGUUAGGGACACUGGAGGUAGAUGUGAGGGAUAACUGCAGCUGGUGAGAGAAGACCUCCACUGGGCUCCCCCAACCCUCUCCUAUACCUUCAGAGCCCCUAUCCUUACAUCCAACAUGUUCUCCUCUAACUUUCUAAGUGGAGGGAAUCCACUAAGUGCGAUGUCCUCUGCUGUGAACAAGUUCAGUCUUUUUGGGGAUGAGACAAGUGAGGAAAAGCAACAGCAGCAGCCUCCAGGACCUUCAAAGCCGAAGGAUUCUCAACAGCAGGGAAAUAACCAACCAAGUGGACAACAGGCAUCAGGUGUGGGUAGGGGUAGCCAAGGAGCUGGACGUGGUGGAGCUCAACCACAAGGACCUGGACGGGGAGGACCUGUCCAGCAGGGAGGUGGUAGAGGUGGUGUUUCGCAGCAAGGAACUGGUAGGGGAGGGAUGCAACAGGGUGUAGGAAGGGGUGGAUCUCCACAACAAGGACCAAGAAGACUUGGGGCAGGUGCAGCCGAGUCAGGGUCUCCUCCAACAGAGGCGGGUAAAUCUGAGCCUCAGAUGAAAGGUGGACCUGGGGUGAAAUCCCUGUGUCCAGUCUGUAAAAAUACAGAACUUAAUCUCAAAUCCAAGGAUUCUCCCAACCGUAACACUUGCACACAGUGUAAAUCAGUGGUCUGCAAUAUGUGUGGGUUCAGUCCUCCAGAUGCUAGUGCUAAGGAGUGGCUUUGCCUGAAUUGCCAGAUGCAGAGAGCUCUAGGAGGGGUAGACAGUAGCGGACCUCCCAUGCAAAAAGCCCAGCCACAACCCAAAGGCCCCAUACCGUCACAGAACCCAGGAAUGCACAAUGUAUCCCCCGCAAAGAAAGACACUGCACAAAUCAAGCAGACACCCCCAUCUGCCAGCCACCCAAGCAAACCAACAGAGGGUCAGAAAACAUCAAGCCAACCCAGCCCCAGUACAGCAAAUACUAACAUUGCUGCUCAUCAGUCACAACAAAAACCACAACAGAAAAUGAAAGGUGCUUCAACUCCCACCAAAAGUGAACCCCCAUCAAAGACUGAACCCCCUAAAGAAGAUUCUGGGUUCUUUGGUUUUGGAUUUGGUGGGGCGCGAUCCCGCUCUCCUUCUCCACAACCCGGUGGCUCUUCUGUUUCUGGAAAGGUUAUGGGGUUCGGUUCGUCGUUCCUCAGCUCGGCAUCCAAUUUGAUUUCCUCUGUGCAGGAUGAGCACUCAACAACACCACCAACUUCUCGAAAGGGUUCUGCUGUUUCUCAAACCUCUGCCAAGAUGACCACACCUCCUCCGUCGCGAAAAGAGUCAGAGACAUCCAAGGACUCUCCCAAUCUUCACAAACCACAGACACGGGAUGAAAAAAUGCUACAGAAAGAUGCUGAGCAAGCUAAAACAACCGUAAUGCAGACAAAAAGUGCAUCUAAUGUUGAUCAAAGCCUAAAAGUUCCUCCCAAAGCCUGUCCACUCUGCAAGGCAAGCCUGAAAAAAGAUCCACCCAACUAUAGUACCUGCACUGAAUGCAAGACCAUCGUGUGCAACCAGUGUGGAUUUAAUCCUGUGCCUCAUCAAACAGAGGCAAAAGAGUGGCUUUGCUUAAAUUGCCAGACACAGAGAGCCCUGAAAGGAAUGGAGUCCUCAGGCCAGCCCAUUAUGAAGUCCCCAAAACAGCCCCAAAAAUCUGUAAAAAUGGAUUCUACACUUGGUUCUGUAGCGAAGCAACAGCCUGCCACUCAACCAGCUUCUCAGAAAAAUGAAACUAGUUCAACGGAAGCAAAACAACCUCCCACACCGAAGCCCUUUCAGCAGCAGAAAGAAAAACAUAACCCUGGUCCUCCAGUGUCUAAACCACCACCAAAGACUGAGCCACAGCAAGAGCAAGGAUUUUUUGGCUUUGGUUUUAGUGGUGCUCGAUCACGAUCACCACCCCCACAGCCUCCUGUUUCUGCAGUGUCUGGAAAAGUUUUAGGAUUUGGGUCCUCCUUCCUGAGCUCGGCAUCAAAUCUGAUUUCAUCAGCUGUUGAAGAUGAAUCUACAAAACAGUCAACUUCUCAAAAUACCCUCAAGACCACCACCACUCCCCCAACAUCUCGUAAAGGGUCCACAACAUCUCAUGGUGCUGCUACGACAACAACUGCAGAAAAAGCGAAUCCACUAUCUAGUCAAAAAGACAAUAAAACUGAGCCAACUGCUGACCAAAAGAACAAAGCACUGUUAUCUCAAGCAAAAAAAGCUGAACCUUCUUUACAGAUGCCAAAAGCAGACAAAGGCACUAAGCCUUUGGUCAAAUCUUGCCCACUCUGCAAGGUAGAAAUCAAAAUGGACCCUAUCAACUACAGCACAUGCACUGAAUGCAAGAACACUGUGUGCAACCUCUGUGGAUUCAACCCCAUACCGCACCAAACAGAGGUGAAAGAGUGGCGUUGUCUGAACUGUCAGACUCAGAGAGCUCUCAGAGGAAUGGAGCCACCGGGACCUCCAAAAAUGGAGAUGUCAGGACAGCCAAACAAUGUCCCAGUUACUCAACCACUCAGUUCACCCUCAGUCCAAAAAAAACAGGCUUCUGAUUUGGAAAAGGCAGGCAAGAAAAUUGAACCUCCUCAGAAAUUACAAGAGCAACAAACCAAGGCCCCAAAUGGCUCCUUACCAAUCCAAAUAGUUCAGCGGCAAGAAAAUGAAGCCAAAUCUGAAGCCCCUGGCAAGUCACUCAAAGAAGAAUCUGGAUUCUUUGGUUUUGGUGCUAGAUCAAGGUCUCCAUCUCCUCAGCCUGCAGUGUCUGCUGUGUCUGGGAAAGUUUUGGGCUUUGGCUCCUCUUUCCUCAGUUCAGCAUCUAAUUUAAUAUCAUCCACUGUGCAGGAUGACACCUCCAAUACUCCACCAACGUCUCGCAAGGGGUCUACAGUUUCCCAAACUUCAAAUAAGACCACACCAACACCGCCUACGCCUCGUAAAGGAUCAGCAGCACCGCAAGACUCAAAAACUCGCAAAGAUACAACAGUUUCUCAAAGCUCACAGAAAAACGCAACACCACCUACGUCCGGGAGCUCUGCUGUUCCUCAGACCACAAACACAGCAGUUAAGGCUUUGGCUACAUCUGCUGAAUGCACUGGGGACGCAAAACAACCUAGUUCACAGAAACAAGAGAAAAAGAUAAGUGAGUUACCUCAGCUAGCAAGUACACCAUCUGUGCAAGCAAAAACAGACCAAGCAUUGCUUUCAACAAAUGACAAGUCUCCCCUGCCUAUUCCCAAAACUUGUCCACUUUGCAAGGCAAAUAUUAGCAGUGAUCCUCCAAACUUUAGCACCUGCACGGACUGCAAAAACACUGUGUGUAACCUUUGUGGAUUUAACCCCAUGCCUCAUCAAAAAGAGGUGAAGGAAUGGCUUUGUUUGAAUUGUCAGAUAAAAAGAGCGCAUGUAGCUCCAAGCCUAAACCCCCAGGUACAGGCUAAUGCAGGCUCACAACAAGACAGAAAACCUCCAGUUCAACAAGCAGCAGGUACAACUAAGAAUCAAACAACAACAGUGGGAAAACCAACUGCUACUUCAGCAGCACAGAAGCCUCAGAUGGAAAAACCACAUCCACAGCAAGACACUUCAAAACAGUUGCCAAAAAAUGCCAGAACCUCAGAGAAAUCUGCAUCAAAAGCAGAGCCCUCAAAAGAAGAAUCUGGCUUCUUCGGCUUUGGUUUCGGUGGUGCUCGGUCUCGAUCUUCUUCUCCUCAACCUGCUGUUUCUGACAAGGUUCUAGGCUUUGGUUCUUCCUUCCUCAGCUCAGCAUCUAAUCUCAUAUCCUCAGUAGUUCAGGACGAAUCCUCCACAACACCACCAACACCUCGUAAGGGUUCAACAGUUUCCCAGACAUCUGUGAAGUCUGCAACGCUGCCCUCAUCCCGUAAAGGUUCGUUGGUUUCACAGACACCUCCCAAAACAACUGCUGAACUAUCAACAGACAUUUCUCGAAAGGGGUCUGCAGCAUUCCAGGAUUUAACAAAAUUGCCACAGGCUACAGAGGAUAAAUCACUUACUCAUAGGAAAAUGGAAGACAAGCCAUCUGCACAAGUGGAUUCAUCACCAUCACAGCCGAGAGCAACUGAUAAGUCAUCAAAGUCCCCCCCAAAAGAAUGCCCACUUUGCAAGGUGGAGCUCAAGAAAAAUCCUCCUAAUUUUAACACCUGCACUGAAUGCAAGAAGAUUGUGUGUAAUCUCUGUGGGUUCAAUCCUAAUCCUAAUCAGACUGAGGCAAAAGAGUGGCUUUGCUUGACCUGUCAGAUGCAACGCGCAUCCAUGUCUUCCCAUGCAGAGCCUCAAGAACAAGCUAAGAAAUUAGGACCAGUGCCCAAAAAAGAGACGACGCAAGAGUCUCUACAAAAGAAACAAAAUCCAAUGGAUGCCACCAACACUGCUGUAGGGAAAAAGGAACACGUUGACAGUCCAACAAAAAUGCCCAGUCAACCUAAAACAUCAGAGCAGGAGAAGUCUGACAAGCCACUAGAAAAGCAACCAGAACCACCAUCAAAAGCUCAACUCCAUCAAGAGGAGUCUGGAAUAUUUGGUUUUGGCUUUGGUGGGGCUCGAUCCAGAUCUCCAUCACCUCAGCCUGCAGUUUCUGCUGUGUCUGGAAAAGUUUUAGGGUUUGGUUCCUCCUUCCUUAGUUCAGCCUCUAAUCUGAUAUCAUCAGCUGUUCACGAGCCUUCUACCACCCCACCAACCUCCCGUAAAGGUUCCUCGGUUUCAGAAACCACACCUCUUGCGGGCUCCCGUAAAGGCUCUGUAAUGUCAGAAUCAUCAUUCAAAAGCAACACAACACCGCCUAGUUCGCGGAAAGGUUCUGAGACCAUGCAGGAUUCUCAAAAAGAUCAAUCUACUAAAGAAACUAAACCUUCAGUUCCACGUAAAGAAGAUGAAAAGAGACAAGAGAAGAGCCUGUUAGUUCAGCAGGCUAGGGAGCCAUCAGAUAAUGUCAAGGACGAUAAAUUAGGGACACAAAAGGCUUUGUCUAGACCUAUUCCGAAAAUAUGUCCACUCUGCAAGGUAGAACUCAAAAAAGAUCAAUGCAACAGCUGCUCUGAAUGCAAAAAUACUGUAUGUAAUUUGUGUGGGUUCAACCCCGCACCACAUGAAUAUGAGGGAAAAUGGCUUUGUUUGGCCUGUCAAAUGCAGAAAGCUCCAGAACCUUCCCCUGUGCAGCCAAGACCAUCUACAAAAGAAGUUGCACCACCUAAAAAGGAUACUCCAACUCCAGACACAUCACAGAAAAAUCCAGCAGCUGCUACUCAAAAGAAACCAGUGGCAGAAAAGACAAGAAAGCAAACUUUAGGAGAAACAAAACAACCCACUCAAAAGGAAACAAGUCAACCUCAACCUCAUAUGGCACAGGUUCCAACAGAAUUUCAAAAAACAGAGCCACAAGACAAAACUGGUUUCUUUGGGUUUGGUUUUGGUGGAGCUAGAUCUAGAUCACCGUCUCCUCAGCCUGCUGCCUCUGCUGUUUCAGGGAAGGUUCUAGGAUUUGGUUCCUCCAUCAUAAACUCGGCAUCCAAUCUAAUCUCAUCAGCUGUUCAAGAUGAAACGUCUGCAACACCAUCUGGUUCUCGCAAGGCAUCGGUGGUUUCUCAAAUGUAUGAUAAGACACCACCAACUUCUCGGAAAGGUUCUGCAAUUUCACAAACCACUAAUACAGUUAAAACCACUCCUCUUUCCUCUCGCAAAGGUUCAGCGGUUUCACAGACAUCUGUCAAAACUCUUCCAACCUCACAGAAAGAAUCUGAGGCUGUUCUAAACUCUGAAGCCAUUAAAAAUGUAAGUUGGACAAAAACUGAAUUAGCAGAAAAACAAGAAAGCGCUGUUGAAAGGCAAGUCGAACAAAGUUCAACAGAUCAACUCCCUAAAAAAGCAGCUCCCCAACAAGAACAAGAAAAGCAAGAUGGAGCUGCUCCUGACUCCUCUAAACCCCCUGAAGAGUCUGGCUUCUUUGGCUUUGGCAAAUCUCAGUCUCCAUUACAUCAACCUACUGCGUCUUCGGUUUCUGGAAAGGUUUUAGGAUUUGGGUCCUCCUUUCUUAGCUCAGCCAGUAAUCUGAUCUCAUCAGCUCUGGACGAAACUACUACAUCACCACCUAAUUCUCGCAAAGGUUCCACAUCCUCCCAGUUAUCUAAUAAAACCACCACCCCACCUUCUUCUCGCAAAGGCUCGUCGGUUUCCCAGACUUCAGACAAGAUCACUACUCCACCUUCCUCACAAAAAGGAUCUAUCAAGACCAGCACACUUCUUUCUUCUCAAAAGGGACCUGAAGAUUUGAAGGCUUCUUCUAAAACACAGCUUUCAGAUGACAAAAAGGUACAUCCUGCAAAUAUACAAGAACAGAUAAAAACAGAUGAGAAGAAAUCUGAUGUCAGUCCAGCUCAAACCACCUCUCCCGCGGUUAUUAAAUAUGUGCCACCUAAAACAACAAAGACAGAGUCGACUAAAUCACUUCCCAAAACCUGCCCUCUCUGUAUGGUCGAUUUAAAGCUGGACCCUCCCAAUUACGAUACGUGUACCAAGUGCAAAAAAACAGUUUGUACGCUGUGUGGCUUUAACCCCAUGCCCAAUGAGACAGAGAAAAAGCAGUGGCUGUGUUUGAGUUGCCAGAUGCAAAGAGCUCAGGUUGAAGCAAACAAAGUACCUCCACCACCAUCACAGCUAAAGAAAGAGACACUUCCUGUUUCCCAGCAGAAGCCAGUUGGCUCAACAGAUGCCACAGAAAAACAGCAGACGCUUUCAGCAAGUGCGACACCAGAGUCUAAACCACAAAGUUCAGUUCCACCAACACAGAAGACCCCUCAACAACAGGAUCAUAAUGUAUCUGGAAAAUAUACCACUCCACAGAAGACGGGGUCCACAAAAGAAGAGGCUGGCUUCUUUGGAUUUGGACGCUCAAGGUCACCAUCCCCACAACCUGCUGUUUCUGGUGUUUCUGGAAAGGUUCUAGGCUUUGGUUCUUCUCUUCUGAGUUCAGCAUCUAAUCUCAUCUCCACUGCUGUACAAGAUGAAUCCUCCGCAUCAUUACAAGCCAGUCAGGAGGUGUCAACAGCUUCUCAAACUUUUAUGAAGACGACAUUAACACCAGCUACUUCUGAAAAAGGAUCUGCAAAUUUGCCACCUAUACAAGGUGCAAAUUCUGAAAAAGAGAAAGGGAAAGAAAACAAAGCGGAGAAGAAAAUGACAGUUCAGGGAAAUGUUAUAACAAAAGAAGGUGAACAGAAAUCAGAGCUUCCAAAAGCAUGUCCGCUUUGUAAGGCAGAAUUAACAAAGAAUUCUUCAAAUUAUAACACCUGUACUUCUUGCAAGAGCAUUGUGUGUAAUCUUUGUGGAUUCAACCCAGUGCCACAUCAGACUGCGGCAAAGGAGUGGUUGUGUUUGAACUGCCAAAUGCAAAGAGCUCCUGAACCUCCACAGGCCAGACCCCAGGCUACCAAAAAACCUUUACUUGCAUUACCACAAAAACAAACAACUCCAAUUCCCAUUUCUUCACAGAGUAAGCCAAGCAUUCUAGCAGAGGAUCAGAAUCUGUCUGUCUCUGGAAAACAAGAAAGCAAAUCCAAUGUGGCAGAUUCGAGACAACAUGCCACUAACAAAUCAGAGGCCCAAAAGAAUAAAAGUGAUGUCUCAGCUGCCAAAUCUGAUCAACCACCUAAACCCAAACCUCCUAAAGAGGAUUCUGACUUUUUUAGCUUUGGUUUUGGCAGUUCUCGUUCAAGAUCACCAUCCCCUCAGCCCACCGUGUCUGCUGUUUCGGGGAAAGUUCUGGGUUUUAGCUCCUCCUUCCUUAGCUCAGCAUCCAAUCUAAUAAACUCAGCUGUUCAGGAUGAAACUUCUAAAACUCCACUGACAUCUCGCAAGGGAUCUACAGUCUCCCAGACAUCGAUUAAGAUCUCGCCAACACCACCUGCUUCUGGAAAAGGAUCGGUGACUGCUCAGGACUUGACACAGAAACCUGAAGUGGAAUCGAAGACACCUUCCACGCCAACCGAAGUUGCAAACCAAAUCGCAACUGAGAAAACAUCAGAGCAGGUUAAACCAUCACAAACACCAGUGAAAGAGGAACAUCUGAAAACUUGCCCACUUUGUAAAGAGACCCUCAAGGAGGACCCACAGAAUUAUAGUACCUGCACUUCUUGCAAGAGCACAGUUUGUAAUCUGUGUGGAUUCAAUCCCAAUCCACAUCAAACUGAGGUGAAGGAGUGGCUGUGUUUGGCUUGCCAGAUGCAGAAAAUGCCAGAGCCUCUCCCUGCUCAUCCACAACCACAAUCUAACAAAGUUUCUCCACCAGCAUCUCCACAAAAGAAAGAGACUCCAGCAGCACCUUCCCCAGAGAAGAGGUCAAAUGUCCUUGCUGAGCAGGACAAGAAACCUCCAGUAGAUACCAAAAAACCUGUACUGACUCCAACAUCUCCAAAUGUUCAAAUGUCUAAAGGUGAUGCUUCUCCUUCCAAAUCAACAUCACAACAUAAAGGUGAACAAAUCAAAGAAGAGUCAGGUUUCUUUGGGUUUGGUUUAGGUGGUGCUCGGUCUCCUUCUCCUCAACCCGCUGUCUCUGAGAACGUUUUUGGUUUUGGGUCCUCAUUCCUUAGCUCGGCAUCUAAUCUGAUCUCCUCGGCUGUUCAAGAUGAGUCCACCAAAAGUCCACAGACGUCUCAUAAGGGAUCUACGCUUUUCCAGACUUCAGAUAAGUCCAUGCCAACCCCACCUGCUUCCAGAAAAGGAUCGGUAGCUCCCCAGGACUCUAAACAAACAACACAUGCAGGAGAAUCAAAGCCGGUUCCCGCACCACCUCAAAAAAAAAAUGGGCUAGUGGAAAAAAGCCCAAAUCCUCAACCGACCAAACCACAUGCUGCAGAUGAGCUUCCGAGAGCUUGUCCACUCUGCAAAGAAACCCUUAAAAAGGACCCACAAAACUACAGCUCUUGUAGUUCUUGCAAAAACAUUGUUUGUAAUCUCUGUGGAUUCAAUCCCAGUCCCCAUCAAACAGAGGUGAACGAGUGGAUAUGUUUGACCUGUCAAAUUCAGAAAGUGCCAGGGCCUCCCCCUGCUCAGCCUCAAUCUAGCAAAGUAACCCCACCAGCACUUUCAGAAAAGAAGGAAAGUCCUGUUCCACCUUCUCCUGAAAAGAAGCCAAGUGUUCCUGUAGAGCAGGACAAGAAACCUCCAGCAGAGACCAAAACACCCACGCCUUCUCAAACAACAGCAAAUGCUCAAAUUUCUAAAAGUUAUGUGUCUCCUAAAUCUGGUCCGGCACCUAAAGGUGAUCAAACUAAGGAAGAGUCUGGUUUCUUCGGCUUUGGUGGUGCUCGAUCUCGGUCGCCUUCUCCGCAAACUGCCGUCUCUGAGAAAGUUUUUGGUUUUGGGUCAUCCUUCCUCAGCUCAGCUUCUAACCUGAUCUCAUCGGCUGUUCAGGACGAGUCAUCUAAGAAAACUCCACCAACCUCUCGUAAGGGAUCCACUGUUUCACAGAGCUCUGUUAAGAUGGCACCAACUCCACCUGCCUCAAGAAAAGGUUCAGAAGCACCACAAAAAAUUGUGCCUGCAGAAGAGGCUAAACCAACUACUGCACGGAAACCAGAUGAAAAGAAAAGGCAGGAGGUUAAAUCACAAGAUGAGAUGCCGAAGGUACCAGUUGCUGAGGUGACAAGUAGAAAAACAGCCCCAGAGCCAUUGAAAGCCUGUCCACUCUGCAAGGUGGAUUUAAAGCAGGAUCCACCAAAUUACAACACCUGCUCUGAAUGCAAGAACAUUGUGUGCAAUCUUUGUGGAUUUAAUCCCAUGCCACAUCAAACAGGGGUUAAGGAAUGGCUUUGUUUGAACUGCCAGAUGAAGAGUGCACCAGGAUCUACUUCUGCCCAGCCAAGGCCACCAGUUAACAAAGCACUUCCACCGACAAUACAGCAAAACAAGGAGAUCCCCAAGCCUUUUCCAAUUCCUGUCUCUCCACAAGAGAAGCUAAAUGAGAAGGACAAGACAACAGAUGCUGUAGAGAAUCAAGAAAAAACAUCUACAAAACAAAGCACUACAUCUACAGCACAACCUGAUGCAUCACCUACAAAACCUGCUGUACCGUCAAAACCUGAACCUGCCAAGGAUGAACCAGGAUUCUUCAGGUUUGGUUUCAGUGGGCCUCGAUCUGGCUCACCUCAGCCUUCUGUGACUGCUGUGUCAGGGAAGGUUCUGGGCUUUGGAUCUUCCUUCUUGAGUUCAGCGUCUAAUCUAAUCUCAUCAGCCGUUCAAGAUGAGUCCUCCACCACUCCGCCAAGUUCACGUAAGGCUUCCACGGUUUCUGAAAAAUCUGCCAAGUCUUCAACACCACCAACAUCUCGUAGGGAGUCUGUAGUGUCCCACAUUUCAGAAAAGACCACACCAACUCCACCCGCCUCUCGCAAAGGAUCUGUUGCCCAACAGACCUCUGACAAGGUUCCACCUACUGCUGACUCAACAAUAGCUGUAACAGAGAAGCCAAAGGAGGACAUACCAAGUAAAAAGGAAAUGCAACAGGGUACAACAACAUCUAAAGCUUUGGCUGGGGCACAUGAACCUCCUAAAGCACAGACCAAAGCAUGUCCUCUUUGCAAAGUUGAUCUUAAUGUGGGUUCCCAAGACAUUCCAAACUACAGCACCUGCACUGAGUGCAAGAACGUGGUUUGUAAUCUUUGUGGAUUCAACCCAACACCUCACCGAACAGAGGUUAAGGAAUGGCUUUGCUUGAACUGCCAGACACAGCGAGCGUUAAAUGAAAUGGGACCACAGGAGCCUGCCAAAUUAAAGUCCAGUGAACAAGCUGACAAUGUCUCCAUGUCAGCACCAGCUCCAAUAAAACCAGAGGCACCAUCAUUAGUAUCAACUAAAGUAGCUCCUGAUAUUAUUGAAAUUCAAAAGAAAGAUGUUUAUCAAGUCCAGCUUGAGACAAAACUACCUAAACCCAAUGAAGUUCAAGCUGCAGGCGUCACUGAUCACACUAAGACUCCAAAAGAUGUCCAAAAGAAAGAAACAACUCUAGCUUCAGAAAAACUGUCAGAAAGCACCAUUAAGGCACAACCUGCAUCGUCUGAAAAGAAAGAAACAUCAGCUCCAAAAGAACCAACGAAAGAAAAAGAGCUUGAAAAGUCACCCAGCAAAUUUGCUUCACCUCCUCAAGCAGAACCUCCAAAACAGGAAUCAAGUUUCUUUGGUUUAGGAUUUGGUGGUCCUAAAGUGCAACCUGCUGCUUCUAAGCCACGUGAGUCCGCCACGGGAAAGCUCUUUGGUGGUCUGACAGAAGCAGCUAGAUCUCGUUCACCCUCACCACAAACCGUUUCUGCUGUCUCUGGAAAGGUUCUGGGCUUCGGAUCCUCCAUAUUUAGCUCAGCGUCUAAUCUGAUCACAUCAGCUGUUCAAGAUGAGUCUUCCACCACUCCACCAACUUCUCGAAAGGGUUCAACAGUUUCACAGACAACUGUUAAAACUACACCACCCACCUCUCGCAAGGGAUCCACAGCAGCGCCAGAUUCUAAGGUUCUAUCAAUUGGUGAUGUCAAACCAUAUGUAGCAGAAAAACAUGCUGAGGGAAAACCAGAAGUUAAGCAAGUUGCAAUAUCCCAACCACCUCAAAAGCCUGUUUCUCAAGCAGUUCAGCACACCUGUCCAAUAUGCAAAGUGCAUCUUAACACUGGUUCCAAGGAUGCCAAGAAUUUUACUCUGUGUACUGAAUGCAAGACUACUGUUUGCAGCCAAUGUGGAUUUAACCCAAUGCCUCCUCAAUCAGAGGUUAAGGAGUGGCUCUGCCUGAAUUGCCAGGUACAGCGAGCAAAUUCAGGAAUUGAAGCAUCUGAAAAUACCCCUGUGAAACCCCAGUCAGUUCCCUUGGUAAAGGACAGUCAAUCUCUGUCCAAAGUUGACAAGUUGGCAACAGCUCCAUUUGAGGCCAAAGCCGAUGAGCAGUCCAGCAUAGCUGCGGCUGAAAAGAAAGUAGCUUUUGAUAAGGAAGUAAACAAGAAUAUGACAGUUCCAGGUCCACAACAAAAGCCAGAUGUUAUUGCAACUCAAUCAAUUACCCGAAGUAAAGAACUGCCUAAACAAAACAACCAACAACCAGAGCCUGCAAAACCAUCACAUCAGGCACCCAAAGAUGCAGUCCCUCCUGCAAAAUCUGCUCCACUUCCACAUGCCGAACCCCCGAAACAGGAAUCAAGUUUCUUUGGGUUUGGAUUAGGUGGUGCUAAAGCGCAACCCGCUUCCUCUAAACCAGCUGAAAAAAACGCUGGAAAGUUAUUUGGCUUUGGUGGCCUGACUGAAACAGCUCGAUCUCGAUCACCUUCCCCACAGUCUGUGUCCGCUGUCUCCGGAAAAGUCCUGGGUUUUGGCUCGUCAUUAUUCAGUUCAGCGUCAUCUCUGAUCUCCUCAGCAGUUCAGGAUGAGCCUUCAACAACACCACCGACGUCUCGGAAAGCCUCCACGGUUUCUGCUGAAUCAGUCAAAUCAUCCACAACACCAACUGCCAGCAAAGGCUCACUGGCAUCUCAAAAUUCUCCCAAGGGAAUGCCACCAGCAUCUCACAAGGGAUCUGUUGCAACCCCAGACUCAAAUAAGGUACCUCCUGCAAAAGAUACAAAAACACCCAGUGAAAAGAAGUCAGGGGUUUCGGAAACAGAGCAGCUCAAAGUAUCAAAAAUCACAGAAGAAAAGGAUAAACCUGAAACGAAACAAGAGAAAUUAAAGCAUGUUGAAGGCGUACCUCAGUCAGCAGCAUCUACUUGCCCACUGUGUAAUGUGGAUCUCAAUAUGGACUCAAAGGACCCUCCUAAUUUCAACACCUGCACUGAAUGUAAGAGUGUAGUAUGUCAGCUCUGUGGAUUUAACCCUAUGCCACACAUUGCAGAGGCUGAAUGGUUGUGUUUGAAUUGUCAAACACAGAGAGCUCUAGCUGGACAACUUGGAGACAUGGGGAAAAUGCCUGUAUCCUCCCCUGCAUCCGUAAAAGCCGAGCCAACAGUCACCCCCAAAACAGAAAUAUCCAAGCCCCCUGCUCCAAAACCAUCACCUGAAAAGCAUGUAGAGGAGGUGCAAACUGCUAGUACUGAUGUAAAGACAAUAGUGACCACGUCAGCUGUGCCUGCAGCUUCUUUUACUUCUACUAAUGCUGCUUCUACGGUCACUCAUAUAUCUGUUGCCCCAGUCUCCAUUGAUGAUGAUGAUAAAGUAAAGGUGGACAGAGCUCUCAAGGAUAUGCUGGGAACAGCUGUAGAUGAAAGGGAUUUGACGGCACCAAUACCAGCUGUAGAGUCUCGGAGAUAUGUUAUUACUGCUGCUGAGGUUUUGAAAGAAACAGACAAAAACAUUGAAGCUGUUGACGAUAUAGUAAAGGUGAAAAAGGUUACAGCACCUCAUCCAGCUGCCAUAGUAGAACAAAAGGACAAUGUUGUGAUACAAAUGGACACCAGUCUUCCUGAAAUUAGUCAGCUAGCUAAUGUAGACACCUUAAAGGUUGCAGAUAUUAAAGACCAACAAGGACAAGACAUCUUAUCAAGAGCAGCAGAAUCAUACAGCUCAGCUGAGGAGGAGCUUAAAGAGAUACACAGAGUUAGUGAAAUGUCCAUGAAAGAAGCCAACACAAAACUCUUCCAUGUCAAAGCGCCGGAUACCAUAAAACAACACCGUGAGGACAGCAGCGGGAGUGAAUCCUCCCCUCAGAUACAGAUAAGAAGAGUAAGGCCAGCUUCCUCCAGCAGUGAGGAAUACAUUUCUGGAGAUGAUGAAGAAUUCAUACGAAGACAACUAAUGCACAUGGGUGCAGAUGAGAACUUGGUACCAUCCGAUGAGGAAAACCAAAUAGAAGGGAAAGAACUAGAAGCACAGCAAGAGACCAUAGAGGUUGAACCAGAAGAUGCAAAGAAGCCCAAACGGGUACUAAAGAAGCUUUCUGUACAGCCAGAGAAGUGGAUUGAUAAUAGUCUUUAUUCUCAUGAUAGAGAGAAUCAAUAUGCACAAGUCAUCCCUGUCUCAGAAGCUUUACAGGAAUGCAGAGUGGAAAUAGAUGUGUCAGAUGACAAUGAAAAGAUCACAACUACUGUCUCCCCAGUUAGACAGAUCACAGAGGAGUAUGAGAGUUUAAUUGAGGAUUCGUCCAAAGGUGAUGGGUCUUCCAGUGUGCAGGUGUCCAGCAUCACGCCAGGAAGUGCUUCACCUACUUCUGUGUCCUCUAUUGAUGAAGACAGUGAUAGUAGCCCAAGUCAUAAAAAGGCAAAAGUAGAGAGUAAGCAACAAAGAAAGGCCAAACACAGACAACAGGGCCAGGCCCUUCCCACCAUAGAAGACUCAUCUGAGGAGGAUAAGGUACGUAAGGAAAAUGAUGAGCUGAAGGAGGAGGCUGGAGAUGGUGAUCAGCAGCUGUCAAGAAAGGUCACCAAAAAAUCGAAGAAGGAAAGAGAUGAUUUUGCAAUUCAAAGGAGACGUGAUCAAGCCAAAAAGUUAAGGCAAACUUCAGAGCUGGAGGAACACAAGUCCUCAUUUUUCUCUGACUUCUCACCAAGUAUUGAAUCUGAACCAGAGAGUGACCAAAGAGAAUACAGAACGUUAUCAUCUGAAACACACGAGGGAUGUGAUGUCACAGUAAAGCCGUUAAAGAGUGCAGAAGAGGCAUAUGACGAAAUGAUGCAGAAAGCACAGGAAUACAAAACAUUUGACAAACGUACACCUCCUGAUAUUGAGCCACUAUAUGGAGGUAUGUUAAUAGAGGACUAUGCUUAUGACACCUUAGUUGAGGAACAUGAACAGGCAGUAACAUCUUUUAGUAUGGUUACACAUGAGCAUGGUUUUGGAAAGGUGGCUGAGAGCGAGUCUGUAAGAAUACUUAUGACACAAGAGGAGGCUUAUGAGGAAAUGAUGCACAAAAAGAGGGAUGCUUUCCAAAGAGAACAGGAGCCUAAGGAAAUGGAUGCAUCUUUCUUGCAACUUGAUGUCAGUGAUACUUGUUAUGUGGAUAUUUCUGGAAAUUAUGCACAUACUGCAGAUAAAACUGAAAAGCCGCUGUUGCAAGCUGAGGAUGCCUAUGACGAGCUAUUAAAGAAACAAAAAGAUGUUUUAACACCAGGAACAAGUCCAACCCAGUCAUCUCCGGUAUCUCCAGCCUCUCCUCUAUCUGUGUCGGAGUCAUCUUAUGAUUCCCCCGAGGUGAUAUUUAUCCCUUCAAGUGGGGAAGAAGACAUUGCAACCGAACCUAUUGAAUGCAUUUUGGAACCUUACAUUACAGAAUCAACAUCUACUCAAGAUGUAAUGAAAGCCUUGUUUCCUAUUCCUGAUUUAAAAAUCACCCAGUGUUCUUCUGGUGAAGAGGAAGUUGAUGAGGAAGACAGUUAUUCACAAGAAACAACAUCACAAGAGUCCACAGAUGUUCAACAAGGUGAAGAAAUCCUUAAAGAAAUUGCAGAACCAAAAUCAUCAGAAGAGUCAUUGGAGGCUGAUCCAAUUUCUGUCCUUUGUGAAAUUCCUUCUUCCAAACAUGUUGCAGAAACUGCUGGAACUCUUCCAGUUCAGGAUUCGACAAUAUCUCCACCAACAUCUCCAGGCCUUUCAUCUCCAGAUUCAUAUAUAGAAGCAGCAGUGGCACCAUCCUCCUCUCCUGGUUCUGAUCAGACAUCUGAACCAACUACUCCAGCAAGCCCCAGUGUUGUUGAUGAUUCUACAGUUAUAAUUCAUAUGCCAGAAUUAGUGUCUGAGCAAGCCACAGCACAUCCAGGUCCUGUGACUAGUCCUUAUGUUUCCUCCACACAGAUGAUUGAAUCCCCUUCGGCAGUCACUCCAUCCUCACCCCAUGUCUUAGUAAAUGCUCCUACUCCUUCUGAAGUUCCUGUUUCAAAGCGAAUAUUAGGAACUGCUCCCAAAUCAUCAGUUAUAUUCAAACCUACGCAGAAAACAAUCCACACUGAAACUCCAGAUCAUACUGUGGAUUCAGCUCCUCAAGAUUUAGUUGAAAAACCAUUGGCUUUUGAAAUGCAUGAACCAACUCCAGAUGCAAAAUCAUCCACAAUAGAGAAACAAAUAGUUGCACAAGUGGCUGUUCCACAAAUUGAUCAAGAGACAACUCAAAUUUCAAGCCAGACAGUAUCUGUAGCAAAUUCUAUCAUACUUUCCACUGUUGCUGCACCUGUUAUUCAAUCACAGGAGACUUCUGUUGUUGUUCAGAUGCCAAGUCUGGUUACAGCUCAUCCUCAGUCUGUACCUCCAGUACGUCCUAUAGCCUAUGCCCCGGUUCCACCUACAAUAUCAUUAAAUCAGGUGCCUAUUACUCUCCCAACAAUGGUAUCAGCAUCAAUACCAGCAAAUGUUGUCUCUAUGGACCAUGAGGAGACACCUCAUCCACCAACCAGUAUUUCCAUGGAUCAGAGUACAAAGGAAACCCAACUAGAAUUGGCACCCACAUCUGGCAAAACCUCACCUGUUGUACCUCCAGAGCCUACUGCUGCAAAGACAGUCUCUGUUGUUUCUCCUACUGUUACUACUAUAGUUGCUUUUGCAGCUAUACCCUCCCAACCAGUUCAGCCAAUGUUGGUACAAACUCACUCAGUGGUGGGGGAAAUACAGCAGAAACCUGUACCAGAAUCUGCUACUGUUUCUCCAUUGCAAUCAGUUUCACAAAUGAUUUCUCCUGCUGUGCAGACACAGCAAGGUCAAGUUGUCAUCAUGCUCCCGAAUUUUGAAAAUGUGUCUCUGAUUAACCAGACAGCUCAAGCAUCCUCAGUGGCUGUUAAAACAACUAUUGGUGAUGGUAGAAGUCACCCUGUUGUUGUUAGUGUUUCUCCUUUACCUUGUGCAGCCACUGUUCCAUCUUUAUCAAGUGCUGUCACUGAUUCAGCAGUUCCUCUCACUGUUACAAAACCUCAUAUAAUGGCCGUCUCUCAGGAAAGAACAGAUAAACCAGUGAUUGAAUUUCCACCACCACCUUCAGUUUCACCACCCGAACUGCCCUAUAGCACAGUGCCCAAAGUUGACUUUAAUCAACUUAUGACUGUUUGCACUUCUUCAUCAGUUAUAGCAACUCCUGAACCCCCUUCAUGUGUGCCCAGCAUGACUGUUAAACCAGCCAUAACCCCACCACACAAAUCACCACCUCCUGUUCCUCCCAAGCCAUUCUGUAUUCCACCAGGACUGGUAUUCAAUCACAGAUCAAGAGAAAGCGUGAAACCACCAGUUAGCCCUGAACCAGUAGCUGUUCAAGCGGUUCGUGCUGCAACUUUACCAAGAACAAGAGAACCCCCAAAAGCACUGUCAUUAAGUUUGACUGCCCCUGUUGAGAGCAAGUAUGGUGCUUCGUCACCAAAAUCACCUCUGUCACCUAGAUUUGCCAGAACACUUGAAACAUACGUGGUGAUAACAUUACCCUCAGAGCCAGGCUCACCUGUGCAGAGCAUUACAACUCAAGCCCCGAUGCGCAGAUCAUCACUGCCAACUCCAAGGCAGCAGGUUCUAUGUGAUGCUCAAAGAGUUUUUGCAACGGCUUACGUGGAUGCUCCUGUGAUGGCAAUUUCUGCUCAAACCGUAGCAGCGCCACCAAAGUUUACCUCAACUAUAGCAGCACCACCUCUAGUGAUGGCUCCUGAAACUGCACCAGUCACCAAGGAGAUUUCAGUAGAUUCAGCACCAAGUGUAAUAGCUCCUUGUAUGACUGUUCCAGUGCCAGCAGUUUCUGCUGUUCAAACAUUGUUUUCAGAACCACUUGUAAUAGCAUCACCAGAAGUAGCACAGGCUUUGACUGUUGUUCCAUGUGUCACAACAGACAAUAAAAUGCAUUCUCCAUCUGUACUGUCUACAGCAACAUAUGAUUCAGCGCCAGCUGUAAUCGUUCCACCUGCAGUGAUUGCAGCAGCCCCACAUGUUGCCAUUGAACCAACAGCAACAGCGUACACCACACCUUCUAUGGUUUCUGCUAUCCCCAUGGCUUCAGAACCAUUACAAACAUCAAUACCAUCAGAGAAGGAGGUCACUGUAGCGUCUGAAUUUAUUGCACAGCAGACAGUGAGUGAGGUACGGCAGGACCCUGAGACACAUCAAAGGUAAACAACAUAUCCUGCA
Messenger RNA from Triplophysa rosa, 18316 nucleotides. Its product is annotated as mucin-17-like. Gene Ontology annotation, cellular component: synapse. Gene Ontology annotation, molecular function: metal ion binding. The coding region runs from base 359 to 18301 and encodes 5980 amino acids. NCBI's taxonomy places the organism in Eukaryota, Metazoa, Chordata, Actinopteri, Cypriniformes, Nemacheilidae. The record is from RefSeq and is a predicted model, not a curated record. The transcript has 17 exons.